Messenger RNA from Phycomyces blakesleeanus NRRL 1555(-), 752 nucleotides. RefSeq lists its product as hypothetical. Gene Ontology annotation, biological process: cristae formation. Lineage: Eukaryota; Fungi; Mucoromycota; Mucoromycetes; Mucorales; Phycomycetaceae. Gene Ontology annotation, cellular component: MICOS complex. The record is from RefSeq and is a predicted model, not a curated record. The transcript has 2 exons. The coding region runs from base 52 to 699 and encodes 215 amino acids.
GCUGAGCAAAGCCAAGUAUUCGAUCAUCAGUUCAAGAGUCAAAUUACUCGAAUGCUCGAAGAGGAACGUGCUAGACGUUUGAUGAAACUUGAGAAAAUACGCCCACGACUGGUAGCUAUUGCACCCCAGGCACUUGAUAAUGCAGCUCACUUGGAUAGAUCAAGACAAAUUCAUCAAAUGCAUGUUGUACUCGAUGCCCUUGAGAGUGUAAUCUACGGACCUAAGCAACCUUUCGACCAAGAGCUUGCUGCACUUCGCAACAGUGCCAAGGGAUUUCAACUAUUGUCCGAUGCAUUAGAAGUUGUACCUAUGAGUGUGGCCCAUGAAGGUGUUGAGCAUUUGGAAGCUCUUGCGGAUCGAUUUGAACGUGUCGCAAAAGAGGUGCGACAUGUUGCUUUAGUGCCAGAGGAUGGUGGACUUGGCUCCCACAUAAUUAGCAUGGUUAUUUCGAAACUCUUGUUUAAGAAGAAUGGUCUUGUUAAGGGCGACGAUGUUGAAGCUACUCUUUCACGCGCAAAGUAUUAUCUUGAUCGCCGCGAUCUUGAAAAUACAGCCCGUGAACUCAAUCAGCUCAAGGGAUGGCCCAAGAGGCUGGCCUCUGAUUGGAUUGAGGCCGCAAGAAACCGUUUGGAAGUUGAACAAGCUCUUGAGGUGGCAAGAACACAAGUUAACUUUGGAAACCUUCUGAACAGCAAAUAAAAAAAACACAAAAUACUCUCUUAAUACUAUUAAAUAUAAAAACCAAGAAGUCU